Scatophagus argus is the source of this 6145-nucleotide messenger RNA. RefSeq names its product AP-4 complex accessory subunit RUSC2. NCBI's taxonomy places the organism in Eukaryota, Metazoa, Chordata, Actinopteri, Scatophagidae. The record is from RefSeq and is a predicted model, not a curated record. Bases 227 to 4072 code for a protein of 1281 amino acids. The transcript has 10 exons. Gene Ontology annotation, cellular component: cytoplasmic vesicle.
UGCCAGGCUGAGCGGUGCUGAAGAGGCGGCGUGAGGACCUCCGUGAGUGUCCGGACCUUCGCUGUCGUGUUACCCCAUCAUGUAGUCUUAACUCCACUCUUCCACAUUGAUUUUAAUCGCAGAUAUCGGGUAGAAGAGAUGAAAACACCAGCUUCCUAAUGCAAACCUUAGACGGCACAGGAUUUAAUUUUAGGAACAUGGAGACAGUGUUCUAUGAUCCAGCAGUAUGAUAGGAGCAUCCAGUCUCUCAGGGGACACCCUGAUAGCGUGUCACUUCCCUGUGGUUCAGCUUCCCACUUGGCAGCUUCCUGUUCAGGCCCUGUGCGGCCCAGGCAAGAGGCCCAGUCGGCUCUGCUCAGUGGGCCUGACCCGAGCUGUGUCUCUCCCAGAACAAGACUCACUGAACCGAGAGCAUGACUUCACUGGUGGCCGAAGACAUUUUUCCAGCAGCUACAGUAGUCUCAAUGAGGACCGAGUGGAGGAGGAGGGGGGCAGCGACAGCAGCGGGAGGUAUGACUCCACCUCGUCACCAGAGGAGACGAGUUCCCGUGUUAAGACGGAAAGCUCUGAAGUCAGAAACAGUCUGCGGUCACACAACUCAUUCCUUCCCAACACAGAGCUGGAUGAGGAUGAGGAAGAUGAAGACAGUGAUGGGGGGAAUCUACACAGAUACCAUGAAGACUCAUCUUUUGUGCUGCAUGGAAAUUCCAAUUGGCCUCCAAGUUAUGGUGUCAGAAAUUAUACAACGUUGCAUGGGGACAUGGACAGGGAAUGGGGCAAUGAAGGGACCAUGUUGGGAGCUGAGAGUGAUCAAGAGUGGCUCUCCAACCAGCCUAUCCAGCUGGACUCUCUGCAAACCGAAUGCCAGUGCUUUCAUGUAAGCAGAUCUGGCAUCAUGGCUUAUGAAGAGCAAAACUCAGACAGACGGAGGGAUAACAUGUGUUGCUGCCUCCACAGCCAACACAAAUGUUCCUCAGAGCUGUUCUCCAACAGCCACACAGACUAUGCCAGCGACUCUUCCUGUAACAGUUCUGAUGGUGUCUUGGUUAACUUCUGCACUAUCUAUAACAGGAGCAACAACCCUGCCACGCCUCAUGACCUCAGCAGUCCUGCAGUCCGACCCUCUCAGUCAUCUGAGGGAUCUGUGUUCCUCAACCUCCAACCUGUUCCCAAGACUCCAGCUGAGGACCUUCAACAUCAUGACAUGACAGUUUACUCUCCCCCAAAACAGGCAGAUGACGUGACGCCCUCUGCAUCCUGCUGGUCUCCUCAGGGCCUCGACUCUAACUGCAAUCUUUACUCCCUUGAGCCACUACCCCCAGGUCUCUCCUCACUGGAGGUAUCAGACCUGACUGCUUGUCUCCAAAGCCAGGCCACAUUGGCCAUAGGGACUAACCAGAAGUACUACAAGCUUGUGACCUGUGACCUGUCCUCCCAGUCGCCCAGCCCGGCCUGGUCCAGCCACACCAGCUGCCCUGAGGGUCAGUGCAGGAGCAGCCCCUUCCCUUCCUCUGAGCACCUCUUUGUUGAUCAAAAGAAAGAAGGACAUCAAGAAGUCAAGAAGGAGAAAGAGGAUCACCAAAAGGAAAAAAGGUUCUCCUCUGCACAGUGCAGCGGCAAGUUUGACUCUCUGUUUCAGAUCUGUGAUUACCAAGUUGCCACCACCUCCACUGACAAAGCUCUCUGCAGGCAGAAACAUACAGACAGCAGCCAAAACUUCUCCCACACGCCCUGUUCACUCUGCCCCAGCCGGUGUAGCCCACAUAGCAGUAAAUGCCAAGGCACAAGCAAUACAUCCACACAGCCAUCUGUGAUUGUGGACCAGGAGCACUGUGAUUCUGAUGCUACUGAGAAGGGAGCAUGUUCACUGGAAAAUGCGGUGGUUCGCUACAGUAAGGCCCAGAGACCGACCUCGCUGCCCAUCCAGCCCUUCGUGCUAGUCCCUGCAGACAAACCUCAGGCCCAGCACUUGGGCUGCCUUCUGGAGCAGUACAUGAAUCAGAAGAGCAACAUGUCCAGUAGCUCCCAACCAGGCUUCAAGUUCAAGGGCAAAAGGAGUCGAUGCUUCUCUAAUCUUCAGCUAUCACCAAUGGGCAGCCAUUACCCCGUCUUCCUGGAAGCUCCUUCAAGCUCUGAUACCUGCUCCACCUGCACGCCAAGUCCAGAGUGCUUCAGCCGCAGACACACAUGGAGUCAGUCCAGCAGAAGCCAAGAACACCCUAGUCCAUGUACAUCAAAAAGAAGCCUGGAUACAACUGACACCAGCCCAAAGCCCACACUGGUUCAGGAGCAAGAUAAAACUAGCCCAUACUCAAGCAAAACCGGGACUAAAACUUUUUUAAAUCUGAUGUCAGCCCCAAACCCGUCCAGCCUUGCUAAAAUCCCCAUGUACCAGGAUCUUAUUAAAAUCACCCCUGAGCAGAGCCAUGCCAACACUGAGCCCAAAAGUCUCAUUCAGCCCCAGACCCACACUUCCUACCAUUCAGUGUUUUCUCAUACACCACCCACUUUACCCCUAACCACUGACACCCUUCACCCAAACCUGCAGGUGUCCCUGUCUCCUCCCACAAGCUUACAACCCGAAAUGAAGUUCCCUCAGGACCAGGCCGCACCUGCAACUGACUCUGGCUUUUUUCAUGGUAGUUUUACAGCUGCCCUCUCCUCAGUAGCUCCUCUCUCCUCUUUGAGUUCUCUGUUGUCCUUUGCUGUUUCUGGACUGCACCCACAACAAAUCCAGGACUCUGCUGGGCCCAAUGGGAAGCCGAGUCAGAAUCAACACAGUGAAUCUCUGAUCCUAAGUGACAGGCCGCCCACAGAGUUCUGCCUCUCACCCGACACAUCUUAUGAGUCCAUGUCGAUCAGCCAUCUUCAGAGGAGAGGUUUGCUGAGGUCCGUGAGCCGGGCAGUUGAUUUGAUCAUGGCUCAUUUUGGCAGCAGCAGGGACCCUGAAGAAAAGAUGCGUCUGGGUAACAGCUCUCGCAGUCCCACAAUCGCUGGUCUGGUCCUGGAACAUUUGUGUCCAGCUAUCCAGAAUAUUUUAGAGGACGGUCUUAGGGAUCACAAACUGGAUCUCAUCAUUGGGCAGCGGCGCAACCACUCAUGGAGUGUGGUGGAAGUCUCUACUAGGAUUGGUCCAUCCACUAAGGUCCUUCACAGCCUGGUCUCCAAAAUUAGACUGUGUCCACAGCUCAGCAGCCACUGCAUGAGACUGAGAGCGUUCAUCAUGGGCCUGCUUAACUUGAGAGCUUUAGAAUUUUGGCUCAGUCACCUUCAGAGUCAAAAAGAUGUUGUGACAACAUACUACCAUUCUUGGGGGUUUCUGUCCAUGUCACUGGGUCAGUGCCAGCCCUUGUUUCAGGAGCUGCUGCUUCUGCUGCAGCCGCUCUCUGUGUUGCCCUUUGACCUGAACUUGCUCCUGGAGCCCCGACUGUUACGUAACAGACAGCUGUGUUCAGAAGAGGAGGGUUUUUCCCCACCUCCACCAUGCUCAGCCCUCUUAGUGACCAGCUGGCCAUUGCUGCAAGCUGACAAAAAGACAGACAGUAGCCACAGUGGUCAGCAAAGUACGAUUUCACACCGGACAAUCCCGGAUCAGCAACAGUCUCUCAUUUCUCACAAUUGUGUCAUGCAAGGUUACCAAGGGUUGCAGGCCAGCAGGAGUUCAUUGUUAGCUCCUAUUCCAGAGUGGUGGCCGACAGAGCCUAACCUUAUAGAUGGUGUAGUUGAAGGGGAGGACUGUAGCCAUAAUAAUGUAGAUACUUGGUCUCAAAUAAGUAUGGACAGCAGGCAAGAAGACAGGAGGGGAGAGAAAGACAGUGAGGUGCCAAAUGGAUCAGCUUGUGUCCAGGCUGGGAGUCCAUGUCAGGCUUGGCAUCGCUGGGCCAAACUGUUUGGCGCAGCUGAUACUUCCACCAGGACGGAGACACUUUCUGAGGGUCACAGUGGAGCACAAACCAGGAGGUGCAGACGACCAUCACAAUGGCUGCAUUUGGACAGAUCGCAGCUUGGACUUUUGGCUCAAUCCAUCAAGUCAAUGAAGCUAAGAGGAGCUUACACUGACAAGGACUCCUGAGAAGUAAAUUGUCUCUGUUUGAAGGACAGAGUGGAGACGGUUCACUAUAACAACAAAAAGUCUGAAUUGCAUGAUAGACACAGUGCUCAGUCACAUUACUGAGCUGACCAGAAGCACAAAAAAUACAAGAUCUUUGGCAAUGGCCCAUAUUCAUCAAGCUUUACCAGCUAUUUGGAAAUCCAUUACUACGUUUGUGAGUCCUUUAUUUUCUCAUUAGCUAGUUUCAAAUUAAAUCUGUUUGCACCAUUGCCGCUUUAGGAAUAUCUUAAAUGUUGACAGAUUUCAUUUAUUUAUUUAGACAUUUGUGCUUUAUUUCUGAUAAUGACACCUGGAAAGAGAUAAGAAAGGCACCGGAGUGAGGGGAUGACAUGCAGCAAAGGGCCUAGGGGUGGGACCAGGCCAUUGCAACAAGGACUGAAGCUUUGAUUCAAGAAGUAUCAGGAAUGUUUUCAUCACUAAAAACUCCGUAGCACUGUCCAAUCAAGGAAGUUUCUGUAGCAUCACAACCUGUAGCAUGACUUCCAUUUUAGGAUUCAAUCUAUAUGUCAAAUCAGCUAGUACUUUGCUUUAUUGAAUAAGCUUGCCAUUAUUCUCUUCCCCUUCUGUGACACUGUUUUGCAAGGGCACCAUCGCUGCACCGUGGGCAUAGCGCCAUCCAAGACAAAUGUGAUUGGUUUAAAGAAGUACAAAUAAGCCAGAGCACCUCUACCCCCAAUGCAUAAUGAUUAUGGGCUCAGUCUGACCUUCCUCAAGCACUGGCACAGCACUAACACAAAGUGUGGAGAUGAGUGUGGCCAUAACCAAUGCAUACAUGUGUUUAGAGUUGGUAGUAUUUACCUAGUUCAGAAUGAGUGGGAAAUAUCCAAAUAUGCUAACCAAACAGAAACUAUUUAGCUAGUCAUUUAAUUUGAUGUUAGCAUAAUUUUAAUUUUGUAAUUUGCGAUAACUAUAGUCUUAUUUUUGUGAAACAUAAAAUAGUCAGUGGUAUAAAUAUGCAGUAACAAAUAGUCUCCAAGUAAGAACUAUUUUGAGUGGUGCAAUCUAUUUUAAUAUAGUGAUGCAUAAAUCUCCACAUAUUAAACACUACACCAUAACCAGGCUUAGUUUGAACUUUUGAACUGAUGUGGCAACCAGUUCUCUGUGUGAAGUGAUCGUGAUCUUAGAAAGUUCCCUGAAUAUUGUUUUACCAGUGUACUUUUGUAAUCUAUAGUCAUAUUAGACGUGAGAUAAAGCCUCGUAAAUACAGUCAGAAGCUGCUGGAUCGUUAUCACAGCAGUUCCUGACCUCUGUUCCAAGAAACAGCGUGAUGAAUGAGGGCCAGUUCCGCCAUUUCCUCUUGUACUUUGGAAUAACUGUAAGUAGGUUCCUCUCUUACCGGUUACUGUCCUUUGUAUUUCCUGUAAGCAAACAUCAGUCACGAAAUGUGAAUGCUGUAGACUGUUGGACAUUCUUGUGGUGCAAACUAUCCAUUUCUCUCAAGUCACUAUCAUUAUCUCCAUAGCUGUACCUUUAAUUCUAGGUGGGAAAAAAAAACAAGCAAUACAGUUUUACUAAUGGCAGAUAUUCUACACACCAGCCCUGUGGAUUGAUAGUGAUGUUUUAUAUCCAGUAACUUUCCUUCUUGAGCAACUUCCCAGCAUGGAUUUACUGUAGGUGCAUGACUUAACAAACAGUACAGUAUUGUUCUUCAGUACUUCAUAGAUCUCUCAACUUCUUGUAAAUGUUUUUAUAGCUGUUGAGAUAGGUUUUGGACAUUUUCUGGCACUGAAAUUUAAAGUGUGUAGGAUUGCUCGGUAUAUAAAGUAAUAUGUCUUCCAAUAAGGUUUGUUUGGUUGCACAAGUAUAAGCCAUCUUGUGGCUGUUUCAGGUAUUUAAAUGUGUGUCAGGUGUAUUUUGAUAGAAUGAUGGUUAGAUGAAAAAGAGGAACAAGAAUUUUUAAUGUACUGCUUCGACAUGAGGUAUGUGAAGUUAUUCCACCCAUCAUAAUUUUUUCAACUUCUGAAUGCUUCCUCUAAUGCCCAGUGACAAUCAAAGUCUGUCAAUAAAGACAUAACAUAUAUACCCGUCUUCUUC